This is a messenger RNA of Eimeria necatrix, 2001 nucleotides long. RefSeq lists its product as hypothetical. Lineage: Eukaryota; Apicomplexa; Conoidasida; Eucoccidiorida; Eimeriidae. The transcript has 3 exons. The record is from RefSeq and is a predicted model, not a curated record. The coding region runs from base 1 to 2001 and encodes 666 amino acids.
AUGCCCCCCGGCGCAGCGGCCAAGCCGCGGCGCCCCGGUGCCCACCGACACCCCAAAGCAGCAGCAGCAGCAGCAGCAGCAGCAGCAGCGGCAGCAGCGGGGGCCCCCCGGGGGCCCCCCCUGCCUCUCGGUGGAGAGCGAGACGUGAACCCUGCAGCAGCAGACGAUGUGGGGCAGCAGCAGCAGCAGCAGCAGCAGCAGCUGCUGCUGCUCGCUGCUCCUGCAGGCAGCGAGGUUGAAGCAGCAGCACAGGAUUCAGGUGUACGUACACCUGAAUUCGCAGACACGCCCCGACGGAGCCUGUCGACCGACGACAGCAGCACCAACCAAAACGUAGUUGCUGCUGCUGCUGCAGCAGCAGCAGCAGCAGCGGAGAUUCCCGCAAGCGACGCAGCAGCAAAAGCAGCAGCAGCAAAGGAAGACUCUCUGUACGUCAGUUUGAUAUCAGCAGGUGUACAUACACCUCAGCUGCCCGCUGCUGAUGACAGCAGCAGCUGCUGCGAGACUGUUAUACCGGUGACUUCCUGCCUUAGCAGCAGCAGCUGCAGCAGCAGCAGCAGCAGCUGCUGCAGCAGCAGCAGCUGCAGCAGCAGCAGCUGCAGCAGCAGCUGCGGCAGCAGGAAAAAUAGGCCUGCCAGUGACAGCGUCGCCAUAGCCGCCCCAACGGCCGCCAACACCCCCAGCAGCAGCAGCAGCAGCAGCAGCAGCAACAGCAGCAGCAGCAGCAGCAGCAGCAGCAGCAGCAAGGGUUGUGACUUGGACUCUGCGUGUUACGUGUUGUUUCUGAUUGUGUCUGUGCUGCUGACGUGGGGCCAGGAGCCGCUGCUGUCGCUGCUUGCUGCUGCAGCAGCAGCAAAAGCCGGCCCUCUUGCUGUUGUUGCAGUGGGAGCAGCAGGACAAAUGGCAGAUGGUUUGUGUUUGCUGCUGGCAGCUUUUGGGGUUUCUCUGGGCUCGCUCUGCAGCAGACACAAAGCAGCAGCAGCAGCAGCAGCAGCAGCAGCAGCAGCAGCAGCAGCGGGGGACGAGGGCUCGAAGCAGCAAACUCGCGACGCACCUAGCAGCAGCAGCAGCAGCAGCAGCAGCAGCAGCAGCGAACAAAAGGAAACAGCAGCUUUCCGCGUUGCAGCAGUCGGCGUCUGGCUAGCCAGUUGCGUGGGAGUGGCUUUGGCGUUUUUGCUGUACGCGGGCAGCAGCUGCAUCUUGUCUUUCUUUUUGAGCAUAAAAGGCGCAGCAGCAGCAGCAGCAGCAGCAGCGCCAGCAGCAGCAGCAGGGGCAGCAGCAGACCCGUUUUCCGCAGCUGCCGCCGCAGCAGCAGCAGCAGCAGCGCAGCAGCAGCAGCAGCAGCAGCAGACGCUGUCGCUUGCUGCUGAGUUUGUGCAGCUGCGGUGCUUUUCGCUGCCUUUUUGUAUUAUCACUUUGGCAUUAAAAGGGGCUUUUGUUGCACUUGGGGAUUUGUGGCCGCAGCUGCUGACAGUAGCAGCAGCAGCAGCAGCAGCUCCUGCGUUGUUUCUGUUUGCUUCCAGAGCUGCAGCAGCAGCUGCUGCUGCUGCUGCAGCGGCGUCCGCAGCGGAGGCGCAGCAGCAGCAGCAAGCAGCAACGCGGGCUUUCGUCAGAGCUGCUGCUGGCACUGUUGCUGCUGUUCAAGUUGCAGUGGCGCUGCUGCUGCUGCUGCGGCUGGGGCUGCUUGCUGCUGCUGCUGCUGCGCGGCGCGAGCGCAGCAGAACCCCUUCCCGCGCGCAGCAGCCGCAGCAGCAGCAGCAGCAGCAGCUGCAGCAGCAGCAGCAGCAGAAAGGGCUGCUGCUGCAGCAAAUCCAAGCAACUCUGAACCUUUAUAGGCCGCCAACUUUGACAGAAAUUGCUGCUUUUGGUCCUUUUUUGCUGCCGGUGAUGACGCAGUGCUGCGUGAGACUGGUGCUCUAUUCGUCCAUGACAAAGGCAGCUUCCCUCUGGGGCCCCAAGGGCAUGGCGGCGCACCAGGCAAGCAGUGGAAAGCCGAACUAA